AUGUCUGCUGACGCUUCUCCAUCUACCUCCAACGAUCGCGAGAUCUUCUUCGUACUCAGCGAUGGCCGUGAAGUCAAGGUUCACAACUCACUUCACCAUUUGUCCGGCUUUUUGAAGGAUUUCUUGAAGACCAUGGCCAAUGAUCCAUCUUCUAUCGUCAAGAUUCCUACCAAUGAUGUUGGCUACGAUGAGGUUGAGCUUCUGAACAACUUUGUCGCUUAUUUGGAUGAGAACUACAAGGACCAGGUCAGAAACGAGCAGGACCGCAAGGACUUCUGGAUGGAAUUCAUUGUAAGUUGAUUUUAUUAUUAUUUGCAGACUUUUAGGUUCAGUCGACGUAAGAAUAGUCAAACGCUCGCUUGACUACGUCUUUGAUAUGGUUUAAAAAGGAAUGGUUUUUUUUGGAGAUGUUAAAGAUAGUUAAAAAGUCCGAUCUUAGUAUUAUAUUAAUAUCUAUUUUUUCAGCCAACCCACAAGGAAAACCUUCGCAACUUGGCCAAGGACGUUGACAAGGACUUGUUGAUUACUUCUGCCAAUGCUGGCGACUACCUUAUCAUUCCAGCUUUUAUCUCCUUCUGCACCUACUUCCUCUGCGAACGUGCUCAGAACUUGAAGUUGAAGGAGCUCCGCGAGUUCUUGAACGAGGAAGCUGACUUUGACGAGGAACAGCUUCGCAUCAUUCGUGAAUGCCCCGAAUUUGAUAACCUGUAA
Messenger RNA from Bursaphelenchus okinawaensis, 711 nucleotides. NCBI's taxonomy places the organism in Eukaryota, Metazoa, Nematoda, Chromadorea, Rhabditida, Aphelenchoididae. The record is from the annotation of a GenBank genome assembly.